AUGAAGUGGAUUAACUUCUCGUCUCUCAUGUUCUUCGCCAUCAUCACAAGCUUCUCCUUGAUUCAAAGAACCUCCACUUCACCAGCUCUCCAUCCAGAUGAAUUGAAUGCGCUUGAGAAGAUAGCUACUACACUUGGUAUAAAGAGAGUGAACCUCAGUUAUGAAGACCCAUGCAGUUUAGGAACUCUAAUGAUUACACAACAAUUUGAUUUUGUUUUGAAUUCGGAGGUGAACAACACCGUUGCUUGUGAUUGUAGCUUCAACAACAAAACGAUAUGUCAUAUCACAGAAUUAGUUCUCAUGAAUUUUACUCUCGAGGGGAAACUUCCACCUGAGUUGGCCAAGCUUCGAUAUCUCCAGUCAAUCGACUUAUCCGCAAACUACCUUACGGGCACGAUUCCAGUGGAAUGGGCUUCAAUGUCACACCUGAUUCUCAUCUCUCUCUCCGGGAAUGGUUUGUCUGGGAAGUUACCAAGUUGGUUGCAAAACUUAAAGAAUCUGAAGUUCCUAGGUGUUGAAGGAAACCAGUUCUCUGGUCCUAUUCCUGAUGAGCUUGGUAACUUGACCAACCUUGAACGAUUGUAUCUUUCAUCCAAUCAAUUUACAGGAAGCUUGCCUAUCACUCUUGCUAAACUAGUAAACCUGGAGCGAUUUUGGAUAUGUGACAAUAACUUAAGUGGAACUAUCCCAGCAUAUAUUGGCAACUGGCCUCAGCUUAAAAGGCUAUAUCUAUACGCGAGUGGACUAAAAGGACCUUUUCCUGAGGCAGUGGCCAGCCUAGAAAAUCUUUGUGAUCUGAGAAUUAGUGAUACCACUGGGAUAGGCUCCUUUCCAUUUCUAUCCAGCAAAGUCAUUGAAACCCUAAUUUUGAGGAAUUUGAGUUUGUCUGGUCCCAUUCCUUCUUACAUCUGGAACUUGCCAACCCUAAAGAGACUAGAUUUAUCGUUUAACAAGUUGACUGGUGAAGUGCACGAUAUACAAAAGGCGCCAAGAUAUACCUACCUGGCUGGCAACAUGCUUUCCGGAAACGUUGAAUCUGCUUUCUUUGUCAACAGCAAACCUAAUAUUGAUCUCUCUUAUAACAAUUUCUCAUGGUCAUCAAACUGUCAUGAAAAGCGUAACAUUAACACAUACCGGAGCUCAAACUUGAAGAAUAAUUUAACUGGUCUUCUUCCAUGCGCUGGUCCAGUCAACUGCAAGAGCUAUCAGAGAUCACUACAUAUAAAUUGUGGUGGAGGAAGUUUACAGAUUAUAAACUCCUCCAGUAAAAUAACUUAUCAAGCUGAUAACAAUAAGGUCUUGGCGGCAACAAAUGUACACCUGGAAAGAUGGGGAAUCAGCAACACAGGUGAUUUUACCGAUGAUACAAGUGAUGAUGACACGUUCAUCAUUUCAACUAGUUUAAGAAUAUCUGGAGGUUCUCCUGAUCUAUAUAAGACCGCACGUCGAUCUGCACUCUCUCUAGUUUAUUAUGCGUUCUGCUUGGAAAAUGGAGCAUACAAUGUGAAACUCCAUUUUAUGGAAAUCCAGUUUUCAGACAAAGAACUAUAUAGUCGUCUUGGCAGACGAAUUUUUGAUGUUUAUGUUCAGGGAGAAUUGUUCUUGAGGGAUUUUAACAUUAAAGAGGAGGCUAACGGGACUCUGAAGCCUGUUGUGAAAGAAGUGAAAGCUAUUAAUGUGACUGAUCAUAUGUUAGAGAUUCGGUUGUAUUGGGCGGGUAAAGGGACAACUUUCAUCCCCAACAGAGGAAACUAUGGUCCUCUUAUCUCUGCUAUUUCCUUGUGUCACAGUGAUGAGCCGCUAUGCGGAGCGGAGAAAAUAAAACAUCACAUUAAUUAUCCCCUAGUUUUGGGGACAACGGGGGCGUUUGUAACAACCACACUCUUGGCCUUGGGAAUAUAUGCUUGGAGAAGACGCAGAGGAGACAAUAUUACGAGAGAAAGAGAUUUGAGAUACCAGAGUCUGCCAACAACUUGCUUUACUUGGAGGCAACUGAAAGCUGCAACAAACAAUUUUGAUCAAGGCAACAAACUUGGAGAAGGAGGCUUCGGAGUCGUAUUCAAAGGAGAGCUGUUGGAUGGAACCAUCAUAGCAGUGAAGCAGCUUUCUUCCAAGUCACACCAAGGAAACCGCGAGUUUGUGAAUGAGAUAGGAAUGAUCUCUGGUCUUAAUCAUCCAAACCUUGUCAAGCUUUAUGGAUGCUGUGUCGAGAAGAAUCAGUUGUUGCUUGUCUAUGAAUACAUGGAAAAUAACUCACUUGCUCUUGCGCUGCAUGAAAAGAGCUCCCUGAAACUGGAUUGGGUAGCAAGGAAAAAAAUAUGUGUUGGAAUCGCAAAAGGCCUUGAAUUCCUCCAUGAAGGAUCGAUGAUCCGGAUGGUUCACCGUGACAUAAAAACCAGUAAUGUGCUUCUAGACGCCGACCUAAAUGCAAAGAUAUCGGACUUUGGAUUGGCUAGGCUCCAUCAAGAAGAACACAGUCACAUUAGUACCAAAGUUGCCGGAACCAUGGGAUAUAUGGCUCCAGAAUAUGUACUAUGGGGUCAGUUAACAGAGAAAGCAGACGUUUAUAGCUUCGGGGUUGUGGUGAUGGAAAUUGUUAGUGGACAGAGUAAUUCUAAACACAAGGGAGGUGAUGAUGAAAUCUCUCUUAUCAAUUGGGUAACCUUAGAGCUUUCCUUUCUAUUAUCACAUUUGGUUCAUAACUUAUAAAGUGUAAUGAAACUUCUCUUUUUUUUUAAUAUCAAAUGUUAGGCACUGAAGCUGCAACAGAAUGGGGACAUAUUGGAGAUUGUAGAUCCAACGCUGGAAGGUGAUUUCAGUAGUAAAGAAGCCGUGAGGAUGAUAAAUGUUUCUCUUGUUUGCACAAACUCAUCUCCUUCAUUGAGACCAACCAUGUCAGAGGCCGUGCAAAUGCUGGAGGGAGUGAUAGAAAU
Messenger RNA from Eruca vesicaria subsp. sativa (arugula), 2933 nucleotides. Lineage: Eukaryota; Viridiplantae; Streptophyta; Magnoliopsida; Brassicales; Brassicaceae. The record is from the annotation of a GenBank genome assembly.